Cyprinodon variegatus (sheepshead minnow) is the source of this 2084-nucleotide messenger RNA. It is a transcript of the gene mettl4, whose product is annotated as methyltransferase like 4. Gene Ontology annotation, cellular component: RNA N6-methyladenosine methyltransferase complex; nucleus; cytosol. The record is from RefSeq and is a predicted model, not a curated record. The transcript has 8 exons. The coding region runs from base 189 to 1478 and encodes 429 amino acids. NCBI's taxonomy places the organism in Eukaryota, Metazoa, Chordata, Actinopteri, Cyprinodontiformes, Cyprinodontidae. Gene Ontology annotation, molecular function: RNA methyltransferase activity; site-specific DNA-methyltransferase (adenine-specific) activity; nucleic acid binding.
ACCGACGACUCCCCAACUACUUCCUGGGAGGAGCCGACUGUUAUUUACUCGUUGCUUUCAAUAUCGUUUACUUGUAAAUGAAAUCUUAACGCGGUGAUAUUUGCAGUAAAAAAGGUGUGGCCGACAAGACAAAACAAGAAAACACACCUGUCACGUCUAAUGAGCCAGUGUGCCUUUGCAGCUCCAGCAUGUCGGUGGUGCUGCAGGGCAACUCAGGCUGGGUGCUGGACUCACUGUCCCUCAUUGACCGAGGCUAUGAGCGAUGCAUCCGAUGGACAGGGCUUCACAAAUCACACGUGAAGUGUAGUUUUAACAGACAGUGUUUUCAGAUAUUAAAGAGCCAUUUUAAGCAGGAGGUUAGAACCGGUGUGGGUGGAGAAAGCAGUGAUGUUAUGCAGAAAACAGACAAACAACCAAAGAAACGUAAGCGAAAACAUACUGAGCUCAACCAAGGGGAAAUUGAUGCAAAGGCUUUUCACGAAAAGAUCAGGAGCGUUAUCCUGGAAGGAACACAGUCCUUGGUGGAUUCUGCACGGUCAGUUGGAUACUUUGGUGGAGAGACAGACACUUCCAAAGAUCCUCUUCCUUCCCAGGACUGCAGUCUUGCAGCGCUAUGUGAGAUGGCCAAAGAGCUUCCUCUAGUGAACGAUGAUCAACAGCAGUGGACACAGUCUCUUUUCACAGAGGAAGGCUCCGUUUCACAUGUUGAUCUCUUCUCUCAAGUGACUGAGAACAGGGAGGCCUGGGCAGCAGUGGUAUCACUGAUGGGAGACGACUAUAUAAUACCUCCUAAUACUGCUUUCCUCCUCUCUGAUUUCACAAGAAUACAACCACUUUUGCAAUCUGGGAGGAGGUUUGACCUCAUUGUUAUUGAUCCUCCGUGGGAAAACAAGUCUGUGAAAAGAAGUCGCAGAUACAGCUCUUUGCCUUCAUCCCAGCUGAAACGCCUUCCCGUCCCCCUUCUGGGGUCUCCAGGUUGUUUGGUGGUCACCUGGGUGACAAACAGACCAAGUCACCUCCGUUUUGUCCGUGAAGAGCUUUAUCCACACUGGGAUGUAGAAGUUGUGGCCGAAUGGUUCUGGGUCAAGGUCACCACAUCAGGGGAGUUUGUGUUUCCUCUUGAUUCGCCGCACAAGAAGCCAUAUGAAGUGCUGGUGCUGGGUCGAUAUUGUCCAACCACUGGUGACACAAGCCAUUUACAAACACCAAAUGUUCCAGUUGAAGAUAAGCGUCUGAUUGUCAGCGUUCCUUCAGCCCUGCACUCCCAGAAACCAUCACUGUCAGAAGUGUUAAAGUUAUAUAUUGGAGCUGAAGCUAACUGUCUGGAGCUGUUUGCCCGGAGUCUUCAGCCAGGAUGGACCAGUUGUGGAAACGAGGUGCUGAAAUUUCAGCACAUAAGCUACUUCAAUUUGGAAGCUGCAGAUACCUCUAAAGAAGAGGUGACAGACAACCCUGCAGGCACAAAUGGCUCAAGUUAGCCUGAGAAAAGCAAAUGUCCUGCUGCAUCCAGCCUUUCUUACUGUAAAGUCAAUAACUGAUAUUAAACACCUACCAGUUGUUGUUUGUUUUACUAUGUUUUUAAUAAAGAUUUUGCAAGUAAAUGCUUCUCCAAAAUUGCUUUUUCAUCUAGAAUAUGUAUGCAUGUAGAAGUUUUAAUGUUUUGCGGAUUGCACUUGAUACAUCUUAAGGUAGUGAUAAUGUUAUUUGGGAGAUGAAAAAACAUUUCUGUACAGCUUUUUUGAACCUAACUACUUCCCACACACAUCUCAGACUCCCAACUUUCUAGGUUUUUUGGCCUUUUGAGUACUCAUUGGCAGUGUGUGUGUGUCUUAAGAAAUAUCAACACAUUCUAUUUGUACUCUUUCUAUGCAGUUUUAAGGCUGAAUUUCUAAAUGUGGGUCUGUAACUCUUUGUUACACCUACAGUAUAUUAAUCUCAGUGCUCCCCACCGCCAUUUAGAACUCAAGCCUCUUGGAUGAGAGAUGAAACUUCAGGUCCAGUUGCCUAAACGGAACUUUUCAAGCCCUACAUCCUUUUAUCAUCCAUCUAACUUAUUCUGGUGAAGAUUUUCAGUCAUCCAGGUC